AUGGGCAACCUGUCAUUGUUACUUGAACAAACCAGCGGGAUUCCAACGGGUCUUCAGUCUUACAUUGUGGAGUUGACACAAUCCUUGCCGUUGUCAACUACCGUUCCAUCGACAAUUUCACAGCCUUAUGAGACCAUCACCUCUGUUAUUGCACAUGCCGAACAAAGACAACUUUCUGCAUAUAGUGUCCUCAAUGUUGUCACCGCUUCUGCAUCUUCUGUUAGUUUAAUCAACGAUAUUAUUCAAGCACAGGCAACACUAAACUUUUAUGAAUUAUUAGAGAAGGCCGCUACGGAAACCAAUACUGCUUCAAAGGCUGGUAUAAUGACACAAGCCGCAGAGGCUUCACAAAUCAUGUUAAAGAUGUUCAAUGAACAAGCAUAUUAUUCGGGUAAUUAUCCCUCAUUGGGUGGUAACACCGCUUUGUUGGUUGUUUUCUCUUUAUUUCUAUGCAUGCAGGUCAUUUCCGGUGUUUUCUUUCACCAGUAUUGGUUCUUGGUCUGUUGGACUUUGGGAUUGAUUUUGGAAAUCAUUGGUUACGCCGGAAGAAUUUGGUCGAGUCAAAAUAUUAUGAAUUUCAAUGCCUUUGUUAUGCAGUUGGUUUGUAUUACCUUAGCUCCUUGUUUUAUGAUGGCCGGUAUUUAUUAUGUUAUUGCCCAACUGACCCUUAUUUAUGGUGAAAAGUACUCGGUUUUGAAACCAAUGCAGUAUUCUUUGAUUUUUAUUGUCUGCGAUAUUAUAUCUAUUGUCUUGCAAGCUAUUGGUGGUGGUGUUGCUGCAAGUGCUUUAUCCGUCUACGAAUCCACUGAUGCUGGUUCUCACAUCAUGGUUGGUGGUUUGGCCUUCCAAGUGUUUACAAUUUUAGUUUUCCAGUUAAUGUGGUAUUAUUUGAUUUUCAACAUUUACAUUGCGCAUAAGACCAACGGUGAUGAUGCUUUCAACCCUAGAUUUGCUCAUGUUAGGCAAAGAAAAUGGUUAAUACCAUUUAUGGGUGUUGUAUCGAUCACAGUUCUGUUGGUUUUUGUCAGAUCUAUUUACAGAUUGGCGGAAUUAUCUGAAGGUUGGUCUUCUGCUCCUGCGACUAAGGAAAUAUAUUUCAUGAUAUUAGAAGCGUUGAUGAUGUCGCUUGGUACUUGUAUUAUUUCGUUCCUACCUCCUGGCUUAGCAUAUGGUAGAGAAGCACAUCUUUACAUUGAUAAAUCCCUCAAGCAAACAUUCUCCUUCAAAAGAAACCCUGAUGCAGAUAACGAGUUUGGUAAAGAAGAAAAGAAUGACGUCGGUAAUAUGUUUGACUGUUCUGAUUCUGCCAACUCUUCAUUCCACGACCAGCCUAGGUUUUUAUAA
Messenger RNA from Pichia kudriavzevii, 1344 nucleotides. RefSeq lists its product as uncharacterized. The transcript has a single exon. The record is from RefSeq and is a predicted model, not a curated record. Gene Ontology annotation, cellular component: plasma membrane; fungal-type vacuole. Bases 1 to 1344 code for a protein of 447 amino acids. NCBI's taxonomy places the organism in Eukaryota, Fungi, Ascomycota, Pichiomycetes, Pichiales, Pichiaceae.